AUGAGUACGAAGAAGGUGGAAGGGUCGUCUUCUCCGGCGAUUCGACGGGACCCGUACGAGGUACUUUCCGUAUCGAAGGAUGCGAAUGAUCAGGAAAUCAAAUCCGCUUACAGAAAACUAGCUCUAAAGUAUCAUCCAGACAAGAAUGCCAACAAUCCCGAAGCUUCUGAGCUUUUCAAGGAAGUUGCAUUUUCCUAUAGCAUUUUGUCUGACCCGGAAAAGAGAAGGCAAUAUGACAAUGCAGGAUUUGAGGCCCUCGACGCUGAUGGAAUGGACAUGGAAAUCGACUUGUCGAACCUCGGAACCGUAAAUACAAUGUUUGCUGCAUUAUUCAGCAAACUAGGCGUGCCUAUCAAGACUACUGUAUCUGCCAAUGUUCUUGAAGAGGCUAUGAAUGGAACUGUUACUGUUAGGCCACUUCCUAUUGGAACAUCAGUUAGUGGGAAGGUAGAGAAGCAAUACGCUCACUUUUUUGGAGUUACGAUUAGUGAACAACAAGCUGAGUCAGGGGUGGUUGUUCGAUUACUUUAUUUCGAGCAAGAAUCAAGUGGCGGCUAUGGAUUGGCCUUACAGGUACAAAAUAAUAUCUCUCUUACAUCGUGGUUCUAUUUGUUCUUGCAGGAAGAGAGUGAGAAAACAGGCAAGGUGACGUCAGCUGGAAUGUAUUUCCUACAUUUCCAAGUAUACAGAAUGGAUUCUACAGUCAAUGCGUUAGCUGCAGCCAAGGACCCUGAAUCUGCGUUCUUCAAGCGAUUGGAAGGUCUUCAACCUUGUGAGGUUUCGGAACUGAAAUCUGGCACUCAUAUAUUUGCAGUUUAUGGUGACAAUUUCUUUAAGACUGCAUCUUACACGAUUGAGGCACUCUGUGCAAAGACCUAUGAGGAUACAACAGAGAAGCUGAAGGAGAUUGAAGCUCAGAUUUUAAGAAAAAGAAACGAGCUGCGGCAGUUCGAGACAGAGUACCGAAAAGCUUUGGCGCGCUUUCAAGAAGUUACCAACAGAUACACACAGGAGAAGCAAACUGUGGAUGAGCUGCUAAAGCAACGGGAUACAAUACAUUCGUCCUUCUCUGUCGUGAAAACACCAAGCGGCGGCAACAACUUGAGCAAUGGGAGUAGCAGCAAAGCUCAGGGAGAGGAAUCAAAAGGCGAUGGGGAUAGCGCGGGAGAAGAAGGUGGAUCAGAGAGUAAAGACAAAUCCAAGAGGAAAUGGUUCAACAUGAACAUGAAAGGAUCAUCUGAUAAGAAGCUUGGUUGA
This is a messenger RNA of Thlaspi arvense, 1257 nucleotides long. The record is from the annotation of a GenBank genome assembly. Lineage: Eukaryota; Viridiplantae; Streptophyta; Magnoliopsida; Brassicales; Brassicaceae.